Pundamilia nyererei is the source of this 2063-nucleotide messenger RNA. RefSeq names its product potassium voltage-gated channel modifier subfamily V member 1 (gene kcnv1). Gene Ontology annotation, cellular component: voltage-gated potassium channel complex; membrane. Gene Ontology annotation, molecular function: protein binding; voltage-gated potassium channel activity. Lineage: Eukaryota; Metazoa; Chordata; Actinopteri; Cichliformes; Cichlidae. The coding region runs from base 147 to 1640 and encodes 497 amino acids. The transcript has 4 exons. Gene Ontology annotation, biological process: potassium ion transmembrane transport; action potential; protein homooligomerization. The record is from RefSeq and is a predicted model, not a curated record.
GCUGGAGGGAGCACCAGGUCCUCCUGCUACAGACCUCCUCUCUGAACACCUCCUCGUCUCUGACACCAGCUGGACUUUCUCUCUGCUGUCAGCAUGUGAGGACGUGGAGCUAUCGCCUCUUCAUUUGGAGCAGCUCCUCCUCCACCAUGAGCGUCUUCUCCAGUUCGAUGGCUGGUCUGGGGUCGGAGGUGUGUGGCGACACCGCCUCCCUGGUCUCUUUGGAGUCAAGCGUUUUCCUCAGCGAGCGGACGGCGUCCUGUGUCAGCGACACACUCAACUUCUUCAUCAUCAACGUUGGCGGGAGUCGCUACAUGCUGUCGCAGGAUCUGCUGGCGUCCUACCCGGAGACCCGGCUGGGGAAACUGGCCUGCUGCAGCCGAGACUCGGCGCUGGAGCUCUGCGACGAUGCCGACUUCCUGGAGAACGAAUUCUUCUUUGACAGGAACUCCCAGGCUUUCCAGUACGUGAUGAACUACUACCAGACGGGUCACCUGCACGUCAUGGAGGAGCUGUGUGAGAUCUCCUUCCUACAGGAGAUCGAGUACUGGGGCAUCGACGAGCUCUGCAUCAAACCCUGCUGCCGUGAGCGCUACUACCGCCGCAAGGAGCAGAAGGAAAGCCUCGAGGUACAACGGGAGCUCGAUGCCGACGAUGGGGAUGAGGACUUUGCGGGCGUCGCCUGCCCAGGCACUCGCCGCCGCCUCUGGGACGUCCUUGAGAAACCCGAGUCAUCGCGUGCUGCUCGGACCUUUGGCUCGCUCUCGAUGUUCUUCGUGGUGUUGUCGGUCAUCAACAUGGUGCUCAUCUCGCUGGACUUAGGUGAGGACUUUGGAGCGGGUGGUCUCGGCAUCGGCGCUCCGCUGCUCUUCGACGCCCUGGAAUACGUGUGUGUUGUGUGGUUCACGAUCGAGCUGGUGCUUCGGUUCCUCUGCGUCAGGGACAAGUGCCGAUUCAGUCGGAGCAUUCCCAACGUGAUCGAUCUGCUCGCCAUCCUCCCGUUCUACGUGACACUGGCGGUGGAGAACCUCCACGGAGGAUCCACUGAGCUGGAGAACAUGGGCCGUGUGGUGCAGGUGCUCCGCCUCCUGAGGUCGCUCCGCAUGCUGAAGCUGGGCCGGCACUCGACAGGUUUGAAGUCUCUCGGUAUGACCAUCGCGCAGUGCUACGAGGAGGUCGGCCUUCUGCUCCUCUUCCUUGGUGUGGGCAUCUCCAUCUUCGCGACCGCAGUCUUCGCCCUGGAGCACGACCUUCCUGCCACCACCUUCACCAGCGUUCCCACCGCCUGGUGGUGGGCGACCACGUCUAUGACCACGGUGGGCUACGGGGACGUGCGGCCCGACACGGCGGUGGGUAAGGUGCUCGCCUUCCUCUGCAUCCUGUCUGGGAUCCUAAUCCUGGCGCUCCCCAUCGCCAUCAUCAACGACCGCUUCUCUGCCUGCUACUUCACCCUGAAGGUGAAGGAGGCGGCGAUACGACACGGCGAGAUGCUGAAGCGGCUGGCCCGUGGCUCGGUGGGGGAGGCGGGGCCGGGCGUGAACCUGAGGGACGCCUAUGCCCGGGGUGUGCUGGAGAUGAUGAGGCUGCACGGGCGGGAGAGGGCGAGCACUAGAAGCAGCGGGGGCGACGAGCUGUGGUGGUAGCAAGAACAGCCCCGCCCCUAUGACCUCUGACCCCUCUGAGAAACACACACACGAUGACCCCAGCAGCAGCACGCUGUACAUUCUGUGUGUCAUGUACAGUAUGUGUCCAGCAGCAGCGUGUUCCCGUUUAACUCAUGAAUUUAUUUACAAAACACAUUUUCUCUCUGAACAUUAGUCCCGCCCCCAAAAUAAAACAGGUGGCGCAGAUGUCUUCCUGAUGUGCAGUGGGUGUAACUCUGCAAGUCUGAACAAUCCUCAGAUGAGCGCACUCAGGCUUGUUCUGAUUGGCUGUUGGGUUUGUCUUACACGUCUCAGAUGUCUAACAUUAAAUCUGUGCUUUGAUCUUAAGCUACAUUCACACGUUUCCCUCAGAGGCAAUGAACCUUGUGUUCAAUCAUCAUCGUCACGAUCAAUAAAGCUUUA